GUUGGACAGAUAAAGCAGUCGUAUAACCACCUUUCCUUGGCUCGAUGCCUACCCAGCGAAUAUCGCGGUUUUCUGGAGCAUAUUGAAUCCUGCUCCUACCCCGAUCGUCCGGACUACGGAAUGCUGCGUUCUCUCAUCCAACAGGCCAUAAUUCGUCGCAAUAUCCGUGAAUCUGAUCCCUUCGACUGGGAGGCUGAGGUGGCAGUCGCCGAGCAGCCACCACCAAAACAGGCUCCAGUGAAUAAAGAGGCCAAAGCAGCUGCUGUGGUUCCUCGUCCGAGCUACCUAGACACUGUCGGAGGUGCUGUGGAGGGUACCAUGGCUGUUAGUGCUACAGCAAAUGACGUCGCCCUUCCUGCUUGGUCUCGUGUUCAGCGUCUGGCCACUCGAGCUUCUGAUCACUUCCUUGAAUCGCUUGAAGACGGAAGAAUGGUGGAGGAUGCGGGACGGCAUGCCUAUGCAUCAGGAGGGCUGAAGAAUACCGCCGUAGGACAGUCGAAUUCCUCUCGUGGAGCUGGUACAAAACAUGGAGACACCAAUGCAGUGGCACUAGCACCACGGGUGUCGAAGCAGAGUUUCGUGGAAACUGGCCGUCAACAGGGCCCGCGAACUCAACAGAAACCACCCAAAGUUGGUAUCAAUGAGGUGGGAGGUCGAGCUCACAUCCCCUCUCUAAGAAAUAAGUCUCGAGAGCACAAUGUGGAUGCGAGACAUGCCCCUGCCAAUAACAACAGCAAUCAUCAUAAUCAUCGCCACAGAGAUGAGUUUCCACGUGCCACUAGUCUUCCCCUUCCUGCUUCCUCACGCUAUCGAUCUACCUCAAUUAUCCCCAACCAUCACCACCACCAACAACAACAACAACAACAGCGAAGAGUCCUCCUCGGUUCAACCUCUGACUUGGCGGACCGAAGUACUGGCGAUGUCAGUGCAGAGUCGGUGGCGGGAGCGACGCAUGCUCUGGCUCUCUCCAUUGCCAAUCAAGGAAAAUAUCCAGGAGGAAGUAGGGUGUGUCGUUUGAACAGCGGUUCCAUGACUCAAAUGGCAGGGUUAGGGUUGUCCUCCCAGGAUCUCCCUUCCUUCGUUGGUGACGAUGUUGGUGGCUGUGUUGGUGGUUGUGCAACUGGAUUGGCUCAAUCAUCGGAAAACCACCAAUCAGAUGUGUUCGUCAAGGGCGUGUCGAAGCCUUCUCGACGUGUAUCAUCCGCAUCUCUAUCAGAGCAGCAGCAAAAUGGCGGUGGAGGGGGUGGUGACCACACUCCAAAAUCAGGAUCGCCUUCACAACAGCAACAGUUACAUCCAUAUCGGGAGAACCACCAAAUGGGAAAUUGGCGAUCAGAUAGGUUUCCUCGUCCUAUACCGCGUUGUACAGGUGUUACAAGGGUUUCUUGUUCUCCGCCACGGCAACAGAAACAACUGCAGCAACAACAGCAUUUUAAUUCAGUACGACGUCGACGUUGUGACUCUCCUGCCCGGUGGAAUUGUAUUAAUGGUAAUAACACAGGCAUUUCACCGACGUCAGCGUUGCAACAGUCAGUUUACGCCAUGCGACGGCUGACUGGAUCAGCAGUUCGCCGUUCAGCCAGUCAUACAAAACUGGACAAUGCCUGUGCUCGUCCCGAUUCACCCUUCUGCUCCUGGUGUUCGUCCGGUCAGCAACCACCGAUGGCGCCACCCUUUCAACACGGUGAUAUCGAUUCGCCCUCACAGCCUCCACCACCGCCUUCAGUGUCAAAUUUCUCCCGACCUGGAACGAGGUCCAGAUCCUCCUCUAGGUCAUCCAUUCGACAGCAAAAUAUGCGGUCACCACGGGCUUUCCUACCACCUAACACCACCGCAUCUAUACCUGCUGACAAAAUGACGACUAAUUUGGAUGAAAAUUUGGAUGAGAAAGGACUUACCGAUGGAAUGCUGAUGAUGCGGUUGGUGACAGGAAAUGGAUGUUCCAGUAACGGUUGUGGAGUAGGCACACCGUCUUCGAUAUCACCACGACCGCCCGAGUUACCGGUGUCACCGACGGGUCGAGGAGCAAUGGCGGCGCGACGGAGGAAAUAUCGACCCAGAGGUAGUGCUGUGCCACCACCACCAUCCUCACUGCUUGUGGGCAAUUCAACCACCACCACGAGUGGAACUGCCCCCUCCCUGUUGUUUGUUCAGCCCACGCCUAGCCCCCCAGCAGUGAUGGGAGCCGUGUCGCCAGCAGUAGCGGUGCAAACUAUUCAACAGCAGCCGCCCUCCCCAAAAGUGGAGUGA
Hydatigera taeniaeformis is the source of this 2250-nucleotide messenger RNA. NCBI's taxonomy places the organism in Eukaryota, Metazoa, Platyhelminthes, Cestoda, Cyclophyllidea, Taeniidae. The record is from the annotation of a GenBank genome assembly.